Messenger RNA from Filobasidium floriforme, 1078 nucleotides. Its product is annotated as putative proteasome component. NCBI's taxonomy places the organism in Eukaryota, Fungi, Basidiomycota, Tremellomycetes, Filobasidiales, Filobasidiaceae. The transcript is spliced from 7 exons. Gene Ontology annotation, cellular component: proteasome core complex. Bases 72 to 1001 code for a protein of 309 amino acids. Gene Ontology annotation, molecular function: threonine-type endopeptidase activity. The record is from RefSeq and is a predicted model, not a curated record.
UCGACCUCGCCAUCAACCUAGCUGUACCCCAAUCACUCAACAUAGAUCCAAAACCCACAAGACAAACCACAAUGGAAUCCCUCGUCGCCUCCCUAAACUCCCGCCCGCCUCACCUCCUGCACGACAACGCUGAGGAGAACGAAUAUGAAGGGGACGCUUCGUUGGCCCAGUGGGGUAGUUCAGGAGGAUUCGGGAACUUGAUGGGAAAUGGGGUUGUUAGGGGGAUGGAGAUGCCUAGGGUACCUGAUCCCACAGCCUUCCUAUCCCACCACACAGACUCCAUCUCAUCCAACUCGCAAGCCAAGAUAAAGCUCGCACACGGUACCACUACGUUGGCGUUCAGGUUUAGAGGAGGGAUUAUCGUCAGUGUGGAUUCUAGGGCUAGUGCGGGGAGUUAUAUUGCAUCGGGAACCGUAAAGAAGGUCAUCGAGAUCAACAAGUACCUCUUGGGGACUAUGGCGGGUGGGGCGGCGGAUUGUCAAUAUUGGGAGACCUACCUAGGAAUGCAAUGCCGCAUGCACGAACUGAGGAACAAGGAGAGGAUCUCGGUCGCUGCUGCUAGCAAGAUCUUGGCGAACAUCGUUUACGAGUACAAGGGGCGGGGGUUGAGUAUGGGCACGAUGAUCUGUGGUUGGGACAAGACCGGCCCGGCGUUAUUCUACGUCGACUCGGAUGGGACCCGGUUGAAGGGAGACAUCUUCUCGGUCGGUUCGGGUAGUACUUUCGCUUAUGGUGUUUUGGACCAGGGCUACCACUGGGACCUGACCGACGAAGAAGCUCAGGAACUCGGUCGACGUUCGAUCGUCGCCGCCGGACAUCGGGACGGGUACUCGGGUAACACGAACAACCUAUACCACGUCAGGGAGAACGGGUGGGAGUUCUUGGGCAACCUGGAUAUCAGCGAUCUGUGGUACAAAUACGAGGAGGAGAAGAAGACUGCGAGGAAGGAAAAGUCGGAAGCGGCGGGUACGGGCGGGGUGGAGAGUAUGCAGGUCGAGUAGGGUCGAGAGGUGGUUGGGAUGGGAGAUGUGUAAUAUUCUUUUCCGAGACGAUAUCAUGAAUCAUUUACGUUGUUCUG